GGUAGGUUCCACAAUGGUACAGCCAGCAUCACGCUGCACAAUGGUUUCCAGGCAGUGAAAGAGCGUGAUUCAGCAAGCCACUCUUCCCCCCCUCCCCUUUUAUUUCAUUAUUAUCAGACAUUUUGCCUCCCCUUUUUCUGUUCUCUCCUACCCUCUCCCCCAGGCUUUUAUUCAGUUCUUUAAAGGAAAACAGUGAUUUACCUUGAAACCAACUGCCCAUCUUUUUUCUUUUUUUUUUUUUUUCUGUUAUUAUAAAUAGCCCCAUUUUUUUAUUUUUAUUUUUUUUUCCCUCGGCACUGUUUGGGAUGUGAUUUCAAAGCACCACCUAAAGUCGCAGUUUGGGGAAAAGCUUUCUGGACGAGGAGAACAGCUCGCAAGCAAGGAAUGGGCUAGUAUUAGAAACCUGCACCAACAGCAGGCCAGACUCAAAUAUCAGCUAUGGCAACCCAUGCAUGAAGUUGAUGCCUUUGAACUAUUUCCUAUAGAUGAGAGACAUAGCACAUGCUGUGCUGUCUUCCACUGGGACAGAGGUGAAACUCCGACAGACCGCGUUUGUUGAGCAGUGGUCCCCAGAUUUGCAGCUCGCCCCAGGAAGACCUCAGAGCAAUUGCAAGUGUGUCACCUGGACAAAAUGUAAAACUUCGCUGUCAGACUGUCCUACCCCUGGUAUUUAUGAGCCGCCAUUUCUUGUAUUAUUGUGGUGAACCUACUCUGGAUGUGAAGAUUGCCUUUUGUCAGGGAUUUGGGAAACAAGUGGAUGUGUCAUACAUUGCCAAGCAUUACAACAUGAGCAAAAGCAAAGUUGACAACCAGUUCUACAGCGUGGAAGUUGGUGACUCGACCUUCACAGUCCUCAAACGCUACCAGAACUUGAAACCCAUCGGCUCUGGGGCUCAGGGAAUAGUUUGUGCUGCAUAUGAUGCCGUCCUUGACAGAAACGUGGCCAUUAAGAAGCUCAGCAGACCCUUUCAGAACCAAACCCAUGCCAAGAGAGCUUACAGGGAGCUGGUCCUCAUGAAGUGUGUGAAUCAUAAAAAUAUUAUCAGUUUAUUAAAUGUCUUCACACCACAGAAAUCUCUGGAGGAGUUCCAGGAUGUCUACCUGGUAAUGGAGUUAAUGGACGCCAACCUGUGCCAGGUCAUUCAGAUGGAGCUGGACCAUGAGCGAAUGUCUUACCUUCUGUACCAAAUGCUCUGUGGAAUCAAGCAUCUUCACUCUGCAGGGAUUAUUCACAGGGAUUUAAAACCAAGUAACAUUGUAGUGAAGUCUGACUGCACGUUGAAGAUUCUGGAUUUUGGGCUGGCCAGGACUGCAGGCACCAGCUUCAUGAUGACCCCAUAUGUGGUGACACGUUACUACAGAGCCCCGGAGGUCAUCCUGGGAAUGGGCUACAAGGAGAACGUGGAUAUAUGGUCUGUGGGAUGCAUUAUGGGAGAAAUGGUUCGCCACAAAAUCCUCUUUCCAGGAAGGGACUAUAUUGAUCAGUGGAAUAAAGUAAUUGAGCAGCUGGGAACACCCUGUCCAGAAUUCAUGAAGAAGCUGCAGCCGACCGUGCGGAACUACGUUGAGAACAGACCCAAGUACGCUGGCCUCACUUUCCCCAAACUUUUUCCAGAUUCUCUCUUCCCAGCAGACUCAGAACACAACAAACUCAAAGCCAGCCAAGCCAGGGACCUCUUAUCAAAGAUGCUGGUCAUUGAUCCAGCCAAGAGGAUAUCAGUAGAUGAAGCCUUACAGCAUCCAUACAUUAAUGUCUGGUACGACCCAGCAGAGGUGGAGGCGCCUCCUCCUCAGAUAUAUGAUAAACAGCUGGAUGAAAGGGAACAUACAAUCGAGGAAUGGAAAGAACUCAUCUACAAAGAAGUAAUGAAUUCUGAAGAAAAGACUAAAAAUGGCGUAGUAAAAGGACAGCCUUCUCCUUCAGCACAGGUGCAGCAGUGAACAGCAGUGAGAGCCUCCCUCCAUCCUCAUCUGUCAACGACAUCUCAUCCAUGUCCACGGAUCAGACCCUGGCGUCGGACACGGACAGCAGCCUGGAAGCUUCUGCGGGACCCCUCGGUUGUUGCAGGUGACUAGCCGCCUGCCUGCGAAACCCAGCGUUCUUCAGAGGAUGAUGGAGCCCAGGAGGGAAACACCAUGGGAGCUAAGAGAUGAAAAGAAAGGGAAAUCAAGUACCAAGAUUUAAAGCGAAACAAACAAAGAAACAAGCGAACAAACAAAAAAUUCUUUUCAGCCUGCUUCUCCUACAGAGUUAUGUAAUGCAGCUAAGCUCAAGUGUGUAUUUAACUUAUAGUUGCUCUGCUUUGGUCUUCUUCCAGUGAUGCUUACUGGGGGGGAAAAGGAAAAAAGGAACUGAAAAAAAAUCCUUUUUUUACCCCCCUCCCCACAAGAUGUAAAAUGAAUGGCUGCAAAACCAGCAACCUGCAACUGUCUUUUUCACACUGGCAUGACAAGGUGUGCAGUAGCCACGCUCCACCCUACGAGUGUGUGUCUGCCUUCACUCCCUGCUCUGCCAUCUGCCCAGUGAGGCAGGCAGGGAUCUCCAUGCAUUUCUCCUCGCACACAGACAGCACAUACACACACAGGUGCCAACAGAACCCUGGCAGUGCCCUCAGCUGAGUGCCUGCACAUCUGCACAGGCACUUAGUGUGCUCUCCACAGCUAUACAUGGCCCAUUCCAGGCGAACUGCUUGACUUGCAUAUGGGAUAUCACAGUACACAUUCCAUCUCUUUGCUCAUUGAUGAGGUUGCAUACACUGGAUGAGGACUUGUGGAAGUGUAAAUAACCACACAGAACUGUGGCUCCCUCAGACACUUGAAGAUGUAGCACCAAAUUUCUGCUGAGAGUUGUAUAUAUCUUUUGAAAUAAUUAUCAGUUUUAUUGAAAGAAGAAGCCACAGAGCUUCAUAGAAAAAUGCUAGUUUGUGAAUGUUAAGACUUGUUCUGAUUUUUAGAGCAGAUAUGCCAAGAUAAGUCUGGUUUAGAAGGAAGCACAUGUAUCUUUUCAAGCUACAGGGAACAAGAAUGAAGGGGUUUUACGCAUGUCUAAGCCCAGAAAGGUAUCAGUAAGCAACUUUUUCUGUCAAAACUAAGUGAGUUAUCAUCUUAGGUCAUAGAUAGGCUCGCUAUUUUGAAGUACAUGUAUGUUUGUAAAUUAGAGGGUAUGACAGGGUUGGGGAAUGAGCAGGCUAUGAUCAAAAGGACAUGCACCAACUUGUUUUUAUUUUAUGUCUAGAUCUUUAUUAGGUUAGCUAGAGAAAGGAUAUUUGCAGUCCACUCCCUCUCAGUGUGUGUUUGCAGCUUAGAGGUUGUUUUCCCUUUUCACCAUUCCCUUGCAGGCACUUCUGCUACUCAGAGAGCAGGCAUUGGCUGGGGGCUUUUGGCUGUUCAUUUCCUCAUGACAAAUCAUUGGACUCCCCAGGAAGUUUUAGCAUCUGUGUUACAUGGAAAAGAACCACAGAGUGCAUGGGUCUCGUUUUCCUGUAUUCUAGCAGCCAAGGUUAAUCAAAGGUCAUUCAGCUCCUGUGCUGGGCUGGAAGGGUCACAGCCUGGGGUCUUGGGCAGUCUGGACAAGUUCUGAAGAACCCAACAGUGACUGAAUAUCAAAUUGAAUUUGCCAGGUAAUAAAGCAGAGGAUUUCCCGUGGUGAGGAACAGCAAGUGUUUUUUGUAGAUAAUGACAAAAUUCCACACAGAAUUUCAGAACAACCAAAUAUUUUUCCAGCCAAAACAGCAACUGACGUUUUCCACUGCAAGGUCAUCAUUAUCUGAGUUGGAAAUUAACUAAAAUCCAAGUCAUCUGUCCUUUUACCAAAGUAUGCCAUCUAAACUGAAAUGAGCUAAAUCCUACUCUAAUGAUUUUCCAAAUGCCAGAGAGAGAAACUGUUUAGACUAUGUUAGUGGAUAUUUUAAAUUCACUAAUUCUUUUGUAUUCAAAACUCUACCAAAAUAGGACUGUUCCAUUUGGUGGCUUACAAGCCUGCCAUUCUGUGUUAGGAAAAAAGAUUAGUAUCAAGUUAGAUUUUGUUCAAAGGGAAGAAAAAAACUUCUCUCCAGGGUGGGGAGGAGGGGAGAUAAAAAUUAAGAGGAUACAAAAUAAAAUCAGACUUGGUAAGUCUGAGCUGUAUCAGAGUUGCUGUAGGAAGUGGGGGUCUUUCCCUGGUUAUAUUUUUGGUAGAUUUUUAUCAAAUUUUUUUGAGAAUAAAAUUAGGUUGUUAAUGUUCUAAAAACUCAGAGCAGUAAUUUUAAAAGCAAUAAUUUACUACUGCUAAAUAUAUUUAGCAAUAUUCUCUCUUAAGCCAUGAAACAUCAGGUCAAUUAUUGAGUGAUGUAACUCUCACUCCAAAGCCAAUGAUCAUAAAAGUACUGAAAGGUUAACAGCAAAGCUCUGUAGGUAUGUAGGCAAUAACACCAAGGGUGACUUCUUAGCAAUAAUUAAAUCUAUCACCUCCAGAUUUAAUUCACCAUACUUACAUAUUAAUAAUAUUCAGGUAACUAGUAUCUACUUUACAUUCCUUAGUGUGCACCAUUUGGGUGUUUUAUUUAAACAAAGCUAAGUCUCAUCGAGGCAAAACUGCAAAAAUAUCACCAGUGUAGACUAGAAACUUGGAGCAGUCCCAGUUCAUUGCCAGGGAUGUUAUGGAGAUGUGGCAUAGGCAAUAGCAGAGAAGCCAUUUAUAGCAAAUGGAGACUUGCAGACCUCCCAUGUUUCAGGUCUUGAAGGCAAAUCUGUACUCUCAGUCCCAUGGCAGAAUUCAGUCCUGUUCGGGUUCAUGAGGGUGGGGUGGAGAAGCAGUCACCAGAGAAGCUGUCCUUAGGUCAGCACUGAAGGGACUCACAGCACAGGAGUUACAUAAUCAGCUUCAUUCCUGAUUCCAAGCACCAGAGCUUGUUCAAACAUAUAAUGGAGACUGAAGGAUGCUUACAAAAAUUUAACUAGCAUGUGCUUUUGUCCUUUGCUCAGCAGUGAUCGACAUCAGCAUGUGCUGAAGUGCCUUGCUGAAAUGGGGCCUGAAAGAAUUACUGCAUCUCUUUUUGUCCUCAAAUUAGUCUCCCUCAUGGGAAGCUCUGUCUGGGGGAGGAGACUUGGAGCUGUCCACAUUGGACACUAGAAAAAAUAAAAGCCAUCAAUGAAGGAAAGCAUUAGUUCUUUACAAUUCUGGUCCUGUAUGUCCAAACUGAAGUAGUGACCAUCGAGCAGGAACAGUAUCCUUUGUUUUGCUUUGUGCCAGGAAUUCAGUGCUGUCAGCUGAUACCUUGCAAUAACACAUGUACUCUUGAAGAAAGGAUCGUGGUGAUGAUGUUCUGAGGCUGUUUUAAGGGAAACCACUUUUUUUCCCUGAUUCUAGAAGAUUUGAUACUGUCCUCUAAAAGUCUGCUCCCCUUUAUUCCAAAAUUUGUUCAGCUUGAUAAUGAUAGAUUCUCUCCUUAAUUUUGCCAUUGAUCUUUUAAACCUUCUUCUGCUUAACACGUUACUAAGUAUAGUACUUUGACAACAAUUUUCACUUAAUUCUCUGAGGUUUGCCAUUGUAAGCAUUACUGCAACCACUCCAAGAUAUUUAGGCACCAAAGGGGCAGUCAGAGAGCCUGUGCCAGAAGUGGCAUAACCUCCAUCAUCCUGAAUGGCAGCUGGACACCUUGGCAUUUCUGAAAAUAUACCUAAGAGCCUCUUGGUAUCAUAAGUGCCUCAAUACCCAAGGAAAUUCUGUUCCAAGUGGCUCACCUAAGUCAUGUAUGAGGCGUCAGCAGGGUGAGAAGGAUGGCAUGAGCAUUAUCUGUCAGUGACUGCUCAGAGCACUAACUGCAUUGAGAAGGUAGAGAGGAAAGUUGCUGCAAAACAUCCCUGCUUUUUUUUUUUUCAGAUGGAGAACUUAGGGGUAGUACGAGGAAAAAAAAUAAAUAAGUCAGAACAGCCCUUGAAAGACCCUCCCUCCAUUUACUUUCUCAUUGCUAAAUUUAAAUGAGGAUGAGGCAUUGAUUUAUUAAAAGUUGAAGCAAGGUUAUGUAUGUUUUCAGUCCAAAAUUUUUGGCAAUUUUUGAAAACAGUCUUCAGAUACUGACUUGGUAGCUGCAAUAGCAUUUUGUGAGUUUUGACUGUAUUCCAUUACAGUAUAUCUUCAGAGAGUUCAGAUAUUUGAGUUGAUUUAUGUGAAUUGUAUUGUGGUUGAUGUUCCCUCCUCCUGUCUAGAAUUCCAUGGCACAAAUGCAUCCAUGAAUCAUAGCAAGUUUGCAUUACAUAAAACAGACUUAAAUUGGAGUGCAAGUAUGGCAGUGUGUCAAAAAAAAAAAAAAAAAAAAAAACA
Oenanthe melanoleuca is the source of this 6301-nucleotide messenger RNA. RefSeq names its product mitogen-activated protein kinase 10 (gene MAPK10). Lineage: Eukaryota; Metazoa; Chordata; Aves; Passeriformes; Muscicapidae. The transcript is spliced from 15 exons. Gene Ontology annotation, biological process: JNK cascade; protein phosphorylation. Gene Ontology annotation, molecular function: ATP binding; JUN kinase activity. The record is from RefSeq and is a predicted model, not a curated record. Bases 673 to 1941 code for a protein of 422 amino acids. Gene Ontology annotation, cellular component: cytoplasm; nucleus.